UGCAAGAAUAUGACCCUCAGUGCUCAUAGCAAGCUACUUAUAUAAAGCAAGAGCCAAGAGGGAAGAAGCAAGCAGUUAGUACGUAAAGAGGGACGUAAAGGACAAUGAAGCCUAUUAUUCUAUUGCUGGCCUUCGGGCUCCUUGCAGGGGCCCAGGCCAGAUCCUUUUUCAAAGAGCAGCCCAAAACAAAAUGGGAGUCAGCAAUAGACAGCUUCUGGCAGACACUCAACAAAAUGGAGGAGGCAGCUGAUGAGACCAGAGCAAACAUGAAAGAUUCUCCAAUCAGCAAAGAACUGGAUGUUCUAAUCAAAGAUACAAUGGAGGAGCUUAGCAAUUAUGCUGAAGAUCUGAAGGGCAAGGUUAGUCCCAUGGCUCAAGAUGCACAGGAACGUUUUAAUGAGGAGAUUUCUGCUCUUGCAGAUAAACUCAAGGCAGACAUGGAAGAUACUAAGUCUAGGGCCAUUCAAUACUCAGGUGAUUUGCGCAUGAUGUUUGAUCAGAAUAUAGAGGAUGUCCAGGGAAAAGUUAGCAUGUACAUGAAGAAAUUAAAGAAGCGUCUUUCCAAGGACACAGAUGAUCUGAAGAAAAGGCUUGGCCAAUAUGGGGAGGAAAUUCAAAGAAACACUGAGCAGAAGAUGGACAGUAUCCGAAAGAAUGUUGAGCCUUACCUAUCCAGCAUUAAGGAAAAAGGACAGCAGCGCCUUAAGAAUCUGAAAGAUGUCAUUGAUGACCAAGGGAAAGAACUCAGAGAUAGAUUUGCCUCCUUAGCCAAAGAUGUGCAGGGAAAGGUGAAGAAGACAGUCUCUGAUGUCAAAAGCAGUAUGGACAAAUUAGGAGAGCAGAUGCGCAAAUGGUUCAAUCCCAAUAUAGAAAGCCUUCGGAAGCAGCUACAAUCCUUGGCCAGUAGCCUGCAACCAAAGGGCAAGAAAUAAACCCAGGACAAAUAUUCAUAUAAAUAACCUAUCAUGUGUACCAUAAUCAAGUUGUUAUCCCUUAACAAGAGUUAUAGUCUAAGGGAAAUCUGUAAGGAUGUAACCAUUAUCAUUAUUUUCAAUGUUUUAUUUCAUUCCAUUUAGUAGAGUUAUUGGGGUUCAGUUCCAUAAAAACGAUAUGCUGUAAGAAGUAUAUGAGCAUAUCCUAUCUAUAUAAGACACCAAAGCUAGGCCCAAUCAGUAUUUAAGGAGCUUUUGAAGCCACAGGCAAUUCCUACUCAAAAUGAUGUAAAUAUUAAUUCAAGAUUCAACAGGCCUGUAUAGCUAACCUCUAACCUUUUACGUGUUAAAAAAAAAUAAAAAUAAAGAAAUGAAGAACCCUGGGCAUGAGCAUAUAGCCACAGGAAACAGUAAAUAUGGAACUUGACACUUCUCCACAUAACCUCUGUUUAAUUUUAUGCCACGUUUAACAACAAUCCAUAAUGAAAGGCAUUCUCCAGAAAGGGCUCUUUGCCUCAGGGCAAGCUGUAAACUGGACCAAAUGUUUCUCUGCAUUACAUAAAUUUAAUUGAGGAGUUAGCUGCAGAGAAUGGGAGGUACAGUAAUAUUGACUGACAUAAAGUUCUCCAUAUCAUCUUUUCUGAAAUGCACACGUUUCUAAAAUGUAUUAAAUUGUUGCCUUUGUAUAAAACUUAAUAUGUGGCUUUAAGUAAUCUAACGACUGUUGUCAUACAGGCUUGUUCUUUUUUUUAAAGAACUGGGGACAUGCAAUAAAGCACGUGCAUGGUGUGUGUCUUACAAUAAAGUUGCAUUCAGUAUUUCAUUUAUAGAUAAGCUUUAUUUCCUAUGUAGGCUCAUUGUGUGCUUUAAAAUAAAGAUGUGUUCUGUGUUUCCAUAUAUAUAGCAGCUGAUUUAAAAUAAAUAAUCCAUAUACUGUA
Messenger RNA from Bombina bombina (fire-bellied toad), 1870 nucleotides. It is a transcript of the gene APOE, whose product is annotated as apolipoprotein E. Gene Ontology annotation, cellular component: intermediate-density lipoprotein particle; extracellular region. The transcript has 4 exons. The record is from RefSeq and is a predicted model, not a curated record. Bases 105 to 932 code for a protein of 275 amino acids. Gene Ontology annotation, biological process: lipid transport; cholesterol catabolic process; regulation of amyloid-beta clearance. NCBI's taxonomy places the organism in Eukaryota, Metazoa, Chordata, Amphibia, Anura, Bombinatoridae. Gene Ontology annotation, molecular function: amyloid-beta binding; low-density lipoprotein particle receptor binding; very-low-density lipoprotein particle receptor binding.